Rangifer tarandus platyrhynchus (Svalbard reindeer) is the source of this 426-nucleotide messenger RNA. NCBI's taxonomy places the organism in Eukaryota, Metazoa, Chordata, Mammalia, Artiodactyla, Cervidae. The record is from the annotation of a GenBank genome assembly.
AUGACUCGCGGUCGGGCCUGGCGCCCGGCCACAGGCCUGCGGCCUCGCUGCCGCCAAGUAUCUUUAGCAGGAGCCUUGGGACCGCGGGCCCCCCGCCGCCUCCCCCAGCCCCGCCCUGCCGGCUCACACCCCGAGGCCGGCCGAGCCUCACCCUUCGAGCGCGCGAGGAGGGCCUGGCUCCAUCGCCCCCCACCCCACGUGUCCUCUGACAGUAAUCAUGACAGCGCAAUCACAGCUUCCGCUGCCUGGACGGGGCGCUUCGUCCCCCGGAUCUGGUUGCAUUUACACGGAAGCCGCGGAGAAAGGAAGGCUGCGGAGGGCAAGGUCAGCGGGGGCGUCCGGGGCUCUGGGCACACCAGAGACUCACACCAUCGGGCGGGAAGGGCCCCUGUGCCCGAGGAAGAGAAGAUAGGGCCGGGGCAGUGA